Pipistrellus kuhlii (Kuhl's pipistrelle) is the source of this 1690-nucleotide messenger RNA. RefSeq names its product ectonucleoside triphosphate diphosphohydrolase 8 (gene ENTPD8). The transcript has 9 exons. Gene Ontology annotation, biological process: nucleoside diphosphate catabolic process. Gene Ontology annotation, cellular component: plasma membrane. Lineage: Eukaryota; Metazoa; Chordata; Mammalia; Chiroptera; Vespertilionidae. The record is from RefSeq and is a predicted model, not a curated record. Gene Ontology annotation, molecular function: UDP phosphatase activity; GDP phosphatase activity. The coding region runs from base 44 to 1600 and encodes 518 amino acids.
GAGCCUGCCCACUGCUGCCCCCCAGGCCCAGCCCGCCCUCAGCAUGAAGCUGACGGUCAAGGAGAAGGUGAUCGUGGCCCUGCUGGGCGUGGCGGUAGCCCUAGGCCUCACGGCGCUGGUGCUCGCCCUGGCGCAGGUCGCCAGCAUCCUGCUGCCCGCGGACACCAAGUUUGGGAUCGUGUUUGAUGCGGGGUCCUCCCACACGUCCCUCUUCGUGUACCGGUGGCCGGCGGACAAGGAGAACGACACCGGUGUGGUCAGCCAAGCCCUGACCUGCCGGGUGAAAGGUCAGCGGUCGCCCUGUCAGCCCAGCCAGCCUUCGGGGCCUGGAGCCUGGUCCUGGGCUGCUGUUUCAGGGCCCGGCAUCUCCUCCUACGCCUCCGACCCCGCGCAGGCCGGCGAGAGCCUGCGGGGCUGCCUGCAGGAGGCGCUGGCCGCCGUCCCUGAGGCCCAGCAGCAGCAGACGCCCCUGUUCCUGGGCGCCACGGCCGGCAUGCGGCUGCUCAGCCAGAAGAACAGCUCCCAGGCCGGGCACAUCUUUGCAGCGGUCUCGGACGUCCUGGGCCUAGCUCCCGUGGCCUUCUGGGGCGCCGAGCUCCUGGCCGGGCAGGACGAGGGCGCCUUGGGCUGGAUCACCAUCAACUACGUGCUGGGCCUGCUGGUCAAGUACUCCUUCUCCGGAGAGUGGAUCCGGCCUCCCGAGGGGACGCUGGUGGGCGCCCUGGACAUGGGCGGGGCCUCCACCCAGAUCACCUUUGUGCCCGAAGGCCCCAUCCGGGACCAGAGCACCCAGGCCUCCUUCCGGCUCUACGGCUUCGAGCACCGCGUCUACACCCACAGCUACCUCUGCUACGGGCGCGACCAGGCGCUGACCAGGCUGCUGGCCAGGCUGGUGCAGAGCAGCACGGCUCCCCUUGUCCGGCACCCGUGCUACCACGGCGGCUACGUGGACACGCUGUCCCUGGCCCCCCUGUACGAGUCGCCGUGUGUCCAGGCCGCGCCCCGCCCGGACUUCCCCCCGAGCCUGCCGGUGGAGGGGACCGGGAACCCCGGGGCCUGCGUCUCCGCCAUCCGGGAGCUCUUCAACUUCUCCAGCUGCCGCGGCCGCCAGGACUGCGCCUUCAACGGGGUCUACCAGCCCCCGGUGCGGGGCCAGUUCUAUGCCUUCUCUAACUUCUACUACACCUUCCACUUCCUGAACCUCACGGCCGGGCAGCCGCUGGCCAAGGUCAACGCCACCGUCUGGGAGUUCUGCCAGAAGCCCUGGAAGCAGGUGGAGGCGUCCUGGCCCGGGCAGCAGCCGUGGCUGCGGGACUACUGUGCCUCCGGCCUCUACCUGCUCACGCUCCUGCUGGAGGGCUACGGCUUCAGCGAGGAGACCUGGCCCAGCAUCGCCUUCCGCAAGCAGGCCGGGGGCGCCGACAUCGGCUGGACGCUGGGCUACAUGCUGAACCUGACCAACAUGGUCCCGGCCGAGGCGCCCGCCCCGGGCCGCGCCCAGAGCCAGGCCGUCUGGGUGGCCGGCGUCGUCCUGGUGGCCCUGACCCUCGCGGCCGUGCUCGCCGUGGCCGUGGCCCAGCUCCUCUGGCGCCGGGACUGAGCACGGCCCUGGAGCCAGAGGCCCGGCCCCCACAGCCCCGGGCCCGGCCCGGGCCCCGCUCCUCCCCGCAGUGCCCCCCCGCCGACCCCC